This is a messenger RNA of Papaver somniferum (opium poppy), 472 nucleotides long. RefSeq lists its product as uncharacterized. The transcript has 6 exons. The coding region runs from base 144 to 458 and encodes 104 amino acids. NCBI's taxonomy places the organism in Eukaryota, Viridiplantae, Streptophyta, Magnoliopsida, Ranunculales, Papaveraceae. The record is from RefSeq and is a predicted model, not a curated record.
AAAACCCUUUAAUGUCUAAACUUGAUUUUGAAAGAUGGGUUGAUUAGCAACUAUGUGAUUUAGAACAAGGACUAAUAAGUAGAUCCUCUGGUGAUGAUGAAUUAUGGAAAUACACUCUUGAGCUCUGUUCAUUUCUCGAAUUGAUGGGAAGAGCUUUACCAACACUGUUCAACUCUGCUUAUAAUUUUACUGAGUUUGUUGCUGAUGGAGUCAUAUUUGCUGAAAUUAAUGUACACUUGACCAGAGACCUUGCUGAAAUGAGAAUCUUUGUCAUCUCUGUAAGAGCUCCAUGGUGGGCAUGCCUGAAGCAAGGAAACAUGAGUCACGAGACGAACACAUCUGACUUGCCAGUUCAACUAAAAGCGGAGCGACAGCCUUCUACUUGGUGCAUUGGUCAAUGCCUUUGUUUAUGUUAUUCUUUAUUUGCUGGUGAAGUUAAUGUAGCUUAUUACUACUAAUAUGCAAGAAUAAC